CUUCGAUCGGCUGUGGAACUCCAGGGAUUCGGGGUCGCUGGUUUAAUUAGCUCGGACAGGUGGCCGAUCUGAGGUCCGCCUUCCCCUCCUGCUGUUUGCCUAGCCGCGUUUCGCCCCUGCCGCUCCGGCGACCACCCAGGGCCGUUGGAGCAUGGCUACGCUACUCCGGAAAAUCGGGCUGAUUCGUCUUCACAAUAGGGACACGGAGGACCCCAAGCACCAUCACCACCAUCACCGGCGCGGCAGCCUCCAGCAGGGCUCCUCGCUGCGAGGCAAAAGCAACCAUAAGAAUAAGCCGCAGCUGCAAGGCACGCCGGCUAGCGGCUGCGGCAGCCCCAGCAGAGAGAGCUGCAGCAGCCGAGGCGGUAGCCCGACUCGCAACAAGCCGAAGAAGGUCCUGGAGCUGGCCAAGCAGCAGCCGGUGGGCCACGACGGCGGGAAAGAAAAGGCGCAGCAGCACGGAGGCGGCAAGGAGGCGGGCUCUGGGAAGGAGCAGCCUUCGGGGGGGGGCAGCGGCGGUAGCCGCUCCGGCUCGGCCUUGGUUUCCACGUCUUUGGUGCCGGCCAGCCGGCAGGCGCACUGCACACAAGUGCGCACCCGACGGCUGAUGAAGGAGCUGCAGGACAUCGCCCGCCUGAGCGACCGCUUCAUCUCGGUGGAGCUUGUGGACGAGAGCCUCUUCGACUGGAACGUGAAGCUGCACCAGGUGGACAAGGACUCAGUGCUGUGGCAGGACAUGAAGGAGACCAACACUGAAUACAUCCUUCUCAACCUCACCUUUCCAGACAACUUCCCCUUCGCGCCGCCCUUCAUGCGCGUGCUCAGCCCACGCUUGGAGAACGGCUACGUUCUCGACGGCGGAGCCAUCUGCAUGGAGCUGCUCACUCCCCGAGGAUGGUCCAGCGCCUACACUGUUGAGGCUGUCAUGCGCCAGUUUGCUGCUAGCCUUGUGAAAGGCCAGGGCCGCAUCUGCAGAAAAGCUGGAAAAUCAAAAAAGUCCUUUAGCCGUAAGGAAGCCGAAGCAACUUUUAAGAGUUUGGUGAAGACCCAUGAAAAAUAUGGGUGGGUCACUCCUCCCGUGUCUGACGGCUGAUUACUUGCAACCCACUCAUCAGACGCUAAACAACACAACUCAACCACAAAAAUGAAGUACUUUUUGACAUUUUCUCGAUGCUGUAUACCACAUCCAUCCUUUUCUACUUCAGCUUCUGUUAAGUAUCAUGAAUGUCAUGGAGACAUCCAAAUUAUUUAUGAGCAGAUCUGUUUACAAAGGGAAGGAAGGGAAAUGCUGUAGAAGAUUAUAUUUUGAAACUGGUGAAUGAUCAUUUGAUCAUCUUACGUCACUUUAGUGCAGAUGCUGAGAUUGUAUCACUUGCCCCUAUCGAGCCUGUCCCCUCUCUUCCAUCUCAGCCACAUUGUCACCUGCUUUUUCCCAUGGCACAGCAACAACAGCUGGUGGUAGUGGAAAUUCCAUCCAUUGUUGCUUAGUUCGUUUAAAUGUGGAAUGAAGCCGUUAAUAUUUAAUUAGGGAAACAGUGCAUUGAAGAUCCAUGUUUGCUGUGCUGUUUUUGAUCUCUUUUUUUCAAGCAGGUCAACCUACCUUGAAGAUGUGUUUUCUGUGGAGCUGUGGUCUGCUGUGGCUGAAUUUUAGACCUCAUUUGUGCUCUGUAACAUGACCUUUUGUUCAUAAAAAAAAGUCAGAAUUCUAGCAAAGACACAAAGUCUGGUAUUUAAAACAAAAGGCACUCCGUUGCUCAAAACGUGCUAGCUGUUUGAUAAGUGGAGUGCAGUUGUUCACCAGGAAAACCAGUCUGGUCCCAUGAAGGCCAGGCAGAAAUCAAAUGAGCCCAUAAGCAAGAGAUUGCAAAGAAUUGGUGGCCAAAUAAUUCUCAUCUUCCCAGUAGGAUGAGCAUCUUUUCCUGUUCACUUCUGCAGUGGCCAAAAGUAGACUGAUGAAGAUUUAACCUUAAAUGCAUGGUACUCAGUUUGACAUGAUAGACCUGUUACAAAAGCUAACUCAGAUUUUUUAAAAAAAUGAGGCAUCUUUAGGAUUAUUUGCAUGCCAGGAUUUCCUUUCCCAACAUAAAAAAACAAGUACAUUUGAGUCCCGUGUCAGAAUUGUAUAUAAAUGUCCAGCAGGUACUGAAGAUUCACAUUCCUUCUUAUAUUAAACAUAUUUUUAAGACUUCAUAUAAUGUUCUGAGGAAUACAAAGGGCGAAUCUGAAAUGUGGAACCCAAAUGGAAAAUUGCAUUGGACCCAUUCUAAAUAAAAUCAGUUGAACCAUU
Candoia aspera is the source of this 2287-nucleotide messenger RNA. RefSeq names its product ubiquitin conjugating enzyme E2 Q family like 1 (gene UBE2QL1). Bases 152 to 1093 code for a protein of 313 amino acids. The transcript has 2 exons. The record is from RefSeq and is a predicted model, not a curated record. NCBI's taxonomy places the organism in Eukaryota, Metazoa, Chordata, Lepidosauria, Squamata, Candoiidae.